AUGACGGCGGCAGCAGCGUUCGCCGCCGCCGGUUUCGCCGCGCUCACAUGCCUCGCCUCGCUCGGCUCCCCGGCGUCGUCGUUCUCGUCGUCGAGCUUCGUCGCAUACGCGGCGGAGGUGUCGCCGCCGUCGGCGGCGGCGGCGCCGGGCGAGGAGGCGGAUCACAAUCACAUGCGGUUAGCGCAGGAGGACGUGAUGGGGUUUGUGGGCGUGGAGCUGGAGCUGGACGACGCGAGGGCGGGAGCGGGAGCGGAUGGGGAGGACGAGGACGAGGAGGAGGAGGAGGAGCGGCGGCGGCAGCAGCAGCAGGUGUCGCAGUACGAACCCGCGUUUGUGGGCGUGAUACGGGAUAUCAUCGGGAGGCAGGCGUCGUCGUCGUCGUCGUCGUCGUUCGUGACGCUGACGAAUAACGAGGUGGGCACGAGCUCGAUCCUGGCGGGGAAGACGCUUUAUUUUCGGUUUGAGAACUCGUCUGUUUGGGGCAAUUUUUCGGCUGAGACGCCUGGGUUGCCGGAGAUGGAUGGGAGGAAGCUGUUGUCGAGGGAGAGUAUGGAUAGGGAGCUGAAGAGGAGGGGGGUGGGGGUGGAGGUGGAGGAGGAGGAGGAGGAGGAGGAGGAGGGGGACGAGGACGUGGACGUGGACGUGGAUGGGAAGGUUGUGCUGAGGAAGAGGGCGGCGGCGACGAGGCAGGUGUACGUGUCGAUGAAUACGUGUAAUCAGCCGGACAUCAAUGGGACGACGACGCAGGAAGCUCCGCCGCAGCUGACGCUGUACAUCUCGACUUCGGACAAGAACAAGUCGCCCGGGCCGAGCGCGGAGAGCACUCUGCAGAGCACGCACACGCUGAGCGGCGGCUUCGCGAGCGCUACGAUCAACGCGACUUCGAACGUGUACAUUGGCGUGUCUGCCCCGUCGCCUCUACCCGACGGCUUUACUGGGGACUGGCAAUUCCAGGUUGCGGCCUCUAUCGACCAGUCCUUCCAUCAAUACAACGAACCCAAGUCUGCCAACUCGUUCGUGUACCUCGUCGAUACGGAUACAAACUCGGCACUGUUCGUCACGGACAACCUUACGUCAUCAGACCCAGGCGAGGACGACUACGAACGUUGGAUGCGGGCGGGUAAUCCUUUCCAGCUGUUCGCGUACAGCAGCAACAUGACGGCCAUCAAGGGCAUGGAAAGGUCCUACUGCGGGUUGUUGAACGCGUGGAACGAGGAACCGUCGAGCCAGAUCAGCGGCAUGACGACCAGGGGCUUGGGAAACAAGCCGAAGGAGCAGUUCUACGUCCAGGGUCUGAACGGGAGCACGCCGUAUUUUGCUUUCCCGGUCAUGUACGGCAAUUCGACGGCUGCCGGAUCGGGUGUCGUCGGUGGCGGUGGGCAGGUCUGGGCACCAGUAAACUUCACGACGAAGGCCGACGGCAACUGCCAAGUCAUCUUCAACCUCACCUUCUGCGACGAGGUCGCAUACGCCGUCCCCUCGAACCCGAACCGGUACAACCUGACGACGCUGGUGGACCUGUACGACUCGUACGCGGCGAACCACUACCAAAACUUCAACUACUCGCUCCAGCAGAUCCCGUGCAACACGACCAACACGGCGCAAUACUCCCUCGCCAAGACGUGCGACGACUGCGCCCACGACUACAAGAACUGGCUCUGCGCCGUCACCAUCCCCCGCUGCGAAGACUUCUCCGCCACCGACGCCUGGCUGCAACCCCGCAACAUCGCGCAGCCCUUCGCCAACGGCACCGCCCUCGCCGACACGCAGUUCGGCCGCGACAACGACGGCGCCAACCCCCUCAGCAACGCCACCCUCCGCGACCGCCUCUACGCCAACAGCUCGCGCAACCCCAUCAUCGACGAAAAGGUCCAGCCCGGCCCUUACAAGGAGGUCCUCCCCUGCGAGGACCUGUGCUACUCCCUCAUCCAGAGCUGCCCCGCCAGCUUCGAGUUCGCGUGCCCCGUCCGCGGCAGGGGGCUCGAGCGCAGCUACGGGAACCGCAACGGCAACGAGGACGGGUCCGUCACGUGCAGCUAUCUCGGCGCGGUGUAUUACGUCAAUGGGGGGGCGAGUUUGGUGAUGGGGAUGGGGGGGCUGGUGGGGAGGAGCGCGGUGGUUGCUGGGGCGACGGUGGGGUGGGUUCUGUGGGGGGGUUGGGGCGCGUAG
Molecule: messenger RNA, 2169 nt
Organism: Diplodia corticola
Lineage: Eukaryota; Fungi; Ascomycota; Dothideomycetes; Botryosphaeriales; Botryosphaeriaceae
Product: calcium channel subunit mid1
Exons: 2
Coding region: 1-2169 (722 amino acids)
Biological process (GO): calcium ion import across plasma membrane
Molecular function (GO): calcium channel activity
Source: RefSeq, a predicted model, not a curated record